Ostrinia furnacalis (Asian corn borer) is the source of this 1713-nucleotide messenger RNA. RefSeq lists its product as uncharacterized. The record is from RefSeq and is a predicted model, not a curated record. Bases 84 to 1613 code for a protein of 509 amino acids. The transcript is spliced from 9 exons. Lineage: Eukaryota; Metazoa; Arthropoda; Insecta; Lepidoptera; Crambidae.
CAUGUCCGUGCUUUUCCGCAAGAUGUGUUGAUUUUUAGGUAGAUGUAGUUGUUGUCCCGUCGGUUCCCCUUAACCGAGGUUAGAUGCUGCUAGCGGUGGUUCUACUGGCUUGGAGCCAUGGCCCCGGCGCUUGGGGCUCGCAUACAGAACGCAAUGGCGACCACGAUGCUGAUAUCUACGAUCGUUACGACGAGAAAGCUGUCAGCUCGUCGUCAAUAAUGACGUCAAUGAUGUCUAUGUUGUCGACGCAGUCGGGGGACACGGGGGGCACGGGGGGCACGGCGGGGCCCACGAGGAUCCGGCGGGAAGACCAAACCCCUCCGGUCCGCACCCUUAGCCCGAACGAGAUCAGUGAAGUCAGAGGUGUUCUUAAAGAAAUGAUGGCAGGUCGGAACCUGAGCGAUUUCACUCAGGACGUGACGAACAAUAAGAGGCUUGUUGACCUCUUGUCAUCAACUGCCUCCAAUCAGAUCGACCUAAGCACAGUAUCUGCGUAUAUGUUGAGAGAUAGAUAUAUGGCACAUAAUACGGAACCACAGAUUGAUAAGAAGUUAUCGUAUCUUAGAGGAGUAUACUACAAGAUGUAUAUUUAUACGGAUCUCAGAUGCAGGAAGGAACCUUUCCUAAGAAUAAAGUAUCAUGGGACAACAUGCCCUAGCUUGUGUGUCAACACUACUACUUGCAAGUCAUGGGUAGUGGUAGAUAGCAGGUGUGAUUUUUAUGAUGUAAACCAGCAUGAUAGGGAAUAUUGUCAUACCAUUUACGACACUUAUUCAACUUACUAUGAAAUACGAUCCAGGCCCACUACUCCGACCACGACAACUACCACGACGACUACGACGACCGAGGCCGCCUCCACGGCUGACAUCAUCGAUAUUAGGAAGCUGGUGGCGAUCAUAGCGAACCUCACCAUGAACACCAUCGAGUCCAACCUGACGGAGCUGUUCAACGCCACCCUGCAAAAGUACGGCAUCCCGAUGUGCGGAGACACCACCACCACCGAGGAGCCCACAUAUGACUUCGUCAACGCCUCCAUCAUCUCCAAGUGCUUUGUGUGCGGCAUGGGCACGCCGGGGAUUCCCCGCAACGCGUAUUGCGCGGACGCCUUCGCGGGAGACUUCUUGCCGCUGGUUCCCGUCGACCCGCGAGCCAAGGGACAGAUCGCGACCUACCGGAAGUACUGCCGGUAUCUGGACGUGCCUGGUAUGCUGAUCAACGAGACGCAGCCGCGUUCUGUUUUCGGGCGCUGGACCGGCGGGUGCUCCGUGCGCUGGAUCGACCUGAGCGGCGUCUACACGCAGCGCGCCUGCCGCAACCGCCGCCACGCGACCAUGGGCCAACACUACGUCAGCAAGCGCAUGGCCAAGCUCGAGAUGGCUCUGAAGAACGAAGACAACGGCUGCAUCAUAAGUCCAAUGUCAUCUCUCGUCCCGCUCUCACGCGGUAUCUCGCUCUACGCGCGUUUCCACGCGUGCGUAUGCACCGGCAGCUGGUGCAACGUCACGCCAGGCGUGCGAGCGUGGCGGGGCACUGUCGUGACGUGGCGGGACACUGUCGUGGCGUGGCAAGCGUGGCUCACGAUCGCGCUGAUCACGGCCGUGACGGUGACGUGACUGGCGCCUACUUAACCGAGGAAGAGGGGAAUCAUUUUGAGUUUUGUUUUUGUUUUUGGAUGUUUUUUUUGUUUCCUUUUUGGUUUCAGUAAAUAUACAA